GCACUUGUUUAGCUUAUUCUGUGCCCCUUCCCUAAAUCAGCCUCAUAAUCUCCCUCCCUCUUUUGAAUUCUGUUUUGCUUAUUUCAGCUUUUAUGGCUUUUCCUAAUCAAGAGCUCCGCAAAAACGGCAGAGGCAAAAUCGAGAUCAAGCGAAUCGAGAACACCACCAAUCGCCAAGUCACCUUCUGCAAGCGCCGGAAUGGCCUCCUCAAGAAGGCCUACGAGCUCUCCGUCCUCUGCGACGCCGAGGUCGCCCUCGUCGUCUUCUCCAGCCGCGGCCGCCUCUACGAAUACUCCAACAACAGUGUUAGGGCAACUAUUGAUAGGUACAAGAAAGCAACUGCUGAUUCCUCAAGUGCUGUGUCCACAUCCGAGGCUAACACUCAGUUUUACCAGCAAGAAGCCAACAAGCUGCGCAGACAAAUAAGAGAUACUCAGGCUUCAAACAGACAAAUGCUGGGAGAGGGAGUGACCAGUAUGCCAUUGAAGGAGCUCAAGACCUUGGAAGGCAAAGUGGAGAAGUCCAUCAGCCGAAUUCGCGCCAAGAAAAAUGAGUUGUUGUUUGCUGAGAUAGAGCUCAUGCAGAAGAGGGAGCUAGAGCUGCACAAUGCUAACAUGUUUCUUCGAGCAAAGAUAGCUGAGAGUGAGAGAGCACAUGAGCAGCAGAUGAGGUAUGAGGGAGCAGGAUCUGAAUACCAUGAGCCCAUGAAUUCACAACCUUAUGAUAUCCGAAACUUCCUCCCCAUGAACCUCAUGGAACCCAACCACUCCUACACUCGCUCCGACCAAACCCCUCUCCAACUUGUCUGAAACUAGACCAGACUUCUCCUGUGAGGGCAAGAAAUCCUGGAGAUGGAUGAUCAUGUAUGUUGUUUUCUAUAUCUAUAUAUAUAUAUAUAUAUAGUUUAUGGAAAGUGAUGAUCUAAAGUUAGGGGCUGACGGCAGUUUUCUGUAUAAGACACUAACUACAUUUGAAGUUGAUGAUGUUGUUGUUGUGGAAUUAAUCCUAACAAAUAUAAGCUGUUAAUGUCCAAUUACAA
Molecule: messenger RNA, 1039 nt
Organism: Salvia miltiorrhiza (redroot sage)
Lineage: Eukaryota; Viridiplantae; Streptophyta; Magnoliopsida; Lamiales; Lamiaceae
Product: agamous-like MADS-box protein MADS1
Exons: 8
Coding region: 93-809 (238 amino acids)
Biological process (GO): positive regulation of transcription by RNA polymerase II
Cellular component (GO): nucleus
Molecular function (GO): RNA polymerase II cis-regulatory region sequence-specific DNA binding; protein dimerization activity; DNA-binding transcription factor activity, RNA polymerase II-specific
Source: RefSeq, a predicted model, not a curated record